Molecule: messenger RNA, 910 nt
Organism: Schizophyllum commune H4-8
Lineage: Eukaryota; Fungi; Basidiomycota; Agaricomycetes; Agaricales; Schizophyllaceae
Exons: 1
Coding region: 102-875 (257 amino acids)
Source: RefSeq, a predicted model, not a curated record
GGAGGUGCGUCGAAAUCAGGGGGGGAGGAGCGCCGAUCGCCCCCCGGCAUUGCUCGCUUCUUCCCACCUCUGCUUCUCCCCUCCCUAUCUUCACGCACGUCAUGCGCGCUUCCUACCCUCGCCCCUCCAUCGUCGUCCACUCCCCCACACUCAUCCUCCCUCCCCCUCCUCCUCUUCCUCUCCCCUACACCGCCCUCCCUCCCCUCUUCAUCUCUCUCCUCCUUCCCACUGCUGCUCUCUCCUCCCUCCCUCCCCUUACCGCCUCGGCAUCCCUCCUCGCUCGCUCCUCCCCCUCACCGCCUCGCGUCGCAUCAUUCGCUCCUCCCUUACCGCGCUCCUCACCUCCCUCCCACAUCCCUCCUCGCUUGUUCAUCCCUUCCUCCCCGUCAUCGCCUCGGCAUCCCUCCUCGCUUACUCCUUCCCGAUUCCGGCCUCGAGCGCAUUCACGCGUCGCAUCCCUCGCUAACGUGUCGGCGUCGCUCACCCCCUCCCCCAUACCCAUCCCCUCCUCCCUCAGGCUCGCUUGCUUCCCCCACGUCACACGUCGCAUCGCCUCGUUAUCUUCCUCGUUUGCUUCCUCCCCGUCAUCGCCUCGGCACCCCUCCCCUCGUCAUCCCCGCGUCGCUUCCCCCUCGCCCUACCUGCCCCACCCCGUCGUCCACUCCCUCCUCCCCUUCACUCCCCUUCACUCCCCCCCUCCCCUCCUCCCCUCCCACACGUCGCAUCCCUCCUCCCCCUUACCGCCUCGGCAUCUCCCUCCCCUCUUCAUCUCUCUCCGCCUCACUCGCUUGCUUCCUCCUCGCUUGUUCUUCCCCGCCUCGCUUGCUCCUCCCACACGCCGCAUCCCUCCUCCCCCACGUCGCAUCCCUCGCUAACGCGCAUCCCUCCUCGCUUGUUCUUCCCCGCCUCG